UGCUGCAGAUGCAGAGUGCAGAGGAUUUCAGCUCGGCUCCUUCAGCGCUUCUCCAGAGCGCAGCAGCAGCAGCGAAACGCGCGACUGGAGCCCAACAGCCCGCGGCUACAAUCAACCUUCCGCCUCUGGAGCUCACGCUAGAGGACACGGCUUUCUCUGAACCAGGAGCAGCUACGAGACAUUUGUUUAGGUUUGUUUUAUAAAGAUCUUCAGGAUCAGAAGGCUUUUGCGCUGACAGGGAGGAGAAAGUCCAAGCAGCCAGCCAUGAGUCUCCAUCAUCCGUCCACCACGUACCCUCAUCGCCACGUCUGACCAAAUCCUAUUUUUAGCAAACCGAAGAUGUCAGCGUGCAGUGACUUUGCAGAACACGUGUGGAAACCCGGCUCUUGCAAGAACUGCUUCCACCCGCUCAGCGCGCACAAGAAGGUCAGCAUCCUGGACGAAGGCGUACCAGCAGCUUGUUUGAGGAGCAGCCUGGGAGGCGAUGAAGAAGCUGGACUGACCGCGCCUUCGCCCUACAGCAAGCCAACCAUCGCUGUCAAACCCACUAUGAUGAGCCUUGACUCCAGUGAGCCAAAAGACAUGAACAUGAAUAUAGAGCAGCAGGAGAAUACAAAGAGCCCAACUGAGCGGAUGGGCUUGAAGAAGCUCUUAAACAUGUCUCCGCUUUACAUCGAUAACAACGGUUGUAACAAGGCUCACAGAGACACGUUACUUCAAAGUCCUGAUGCCAAGAUUGACUACAACAAUUGCCUUUCCUUGUCUCCCAGCAUCCAGCCAAAAGACUCCAUGAUCAUAAGCAAUAUCUUAGUCUGCAACGAGGGCAGUAGAGGCUGUCAGAGUUUAAAGAAAAAUACAAAUGAGGACUCGUGCUGGCAGCAGAAUAACGUGGCUCCUAUUAGGAACAAGAGUACACAUAAUGGAAGUGGUGUGACAACCAGGACUAAUUUUAAGGAGUCCCGUGGAGCAUCUGUGGAUAUUCCUUUGUCAGUGGAUAUUGUCCCUUCAAAUCCUGCCACAGUUCAUUGUAAUGGUUUGAGCAGUAACGUUGCCACUGGGAUAACAAAGACAUCCAGCCCUUCUCCCGUUUCCCACACCACAGUUUCAAAUGUGGACGUUUCUUGCCUCAGUAGCCAAACAUCCCUCAACUCUGGCCCUGUUCUGUCUAAAGAAAGCAGCUUAUCGGACUCCCAUUCUUCUUAUCGUAGCAGUACAGAUUCACUUCCUGGGCCUGAAGGGUCAGUGGGAAGACUGGGGGUGUCAUGUAGUCCCCAAAGCCCACUGUCCAUGGGUAGUCCAGAGUCAACUCCCAGCUCUCCCAAUGUACAAGCGGACUCAGAGCCAAUAUAUGCUGAGAGCACUAAGAAAAAGCCCAAGUCAGGGACUGGACAUCAAUCUUGUCCCGAAUCGCCAAAUCAAACAAGGUUAUCCCAGUGCACCAAGUUUGAACGGGCCACCAUCACUGUAAUGGCUACGCAUGCAGAGAAGAACAACAGGACUUUCUACCUAAGCAGCCCAGAUUCCUCCAUCGGCACUCAGUGCACCUUCAGCCCAACAUCAUGCAAAGAUCCCAGCAGUCCAGCUUUCCGUUGGCCCAGCCCCAGUCGCAGUGCACCUUGUCUAAGCAGGGAAGCUUCCCUACCCCCUAGCUUUCAACCCAAGCCCCAAUCAAGCCCACCCAUCCCUCCAAAGAGAAGCUCUCGUUCCCCUAAGCUGGGUACCUCCAGCUUAUCUCCAUCAAUGUCUUCUCCAGUCCCUCUUCCCGAAUUUCCUAAACUGGGAGCCUCUAGCCUCUCAACAUCUAUGUCCUCCCCUGUCCCGCUCCCGGAACUUCCCAUGUUUUUCCUCGUUUCUUCGAGAGAGGGCCAGUUCAGUGUCCCAACAGACAACCAGAGUACGCCAUCCGAGCGCCCCCACAAGCCCCUCCACCACAGUUCUGGUUGGAGCUGCCGCAUUGAUGAAGAAGAGGAGGAGGAAGAAAAGGAGCGAAAAGGAAUGGAGAAGAAAAGGGUAGGUGCCAGCUUUGGGACAGCCUCCUCGAUGACAGGCCUGGUCAAUGGAGCUGCUGUCUGGAAGGAGGCCAGAGACUACAAUGUCCACAGCAGCCCCCCUCCAAUGAUGGAGCCAGGCACGGCCCCCCCAGCUGCCCCCAACAAUGGUGCCUGUCAGGAGGAGGCUGAGGGCACCGGCACAGAGGAGGAGGGCAAGCAUAACGAGAGCAUGCCGGCAAAGCUAACGCUGCACGGUGGUUCAUCAGAGCUGCAGACAGCAGGGAGAGGAGCUGUCAAAAAUGACCCCAAUCCACCACCUCCCCCACCUAAAAAACUCCACAGAGUGAGCGCUAAGAUAAGCGACUGCAGCAUGGAGCUGAUCGGCUGCAGCCAACCAGGGUCAGCAGAAAGUCGAGCACCAUCCCAGCGCAGUCUGGGCGGCACCGGCCUCCCGGCUGCAACCACCGACAACCUGACCGCUGACACCGGUUCUCGGGAUGCGACCCGGAGGUCUUGUUUGUCUCCUCUUCCCAGAACUGUAUCAGCUCCUGGUUCUCCUCACUCGUUCUCCUUCAACAAUUUGAGCACCCAGCCUCCUCCUCUCCCAGAGAAGAAGAUGGUCAACCGCACCGUGUCAGCUCCUGAUAGUGCCAAUGGGAAACCCGUCAUCCGGGCGUACCCGCGCCUCCCGUUCACCGGCUCUGAGAGCAACGUGUGCCACUCGGCCGAGGUCAGCUCCCGCGCCAGCUUGCCGGCUAGUCCCGUUGACCCAAGACCUGUUUUCUCCUCCAACGAAUCUCUGGAGCGCUGCCACACCCCGCUAGGCCGACCCUCGAGGUCCAGGACGCUGGAUGAGCCGCUGAAGAUCCAGGGUCGCCUGGGAGUUCACUGUCGAACCAGCAUCACCAUCGCCUCUUCCCCUCAGCUCAGCGCACCCCUAUCAGCCUCGGAUUUGGGUUCUGCACCCAACCUGGGCUCCAGCCUGCAGCUUCAGACUCUUCUGAGUAACAUCGACAGCAGAGAAGGAGUGUACUCCAAACUGGGCGGCCUGUACGCCGAGUCUCUGCGACGCUUGGCUUUAAAAUGCGAGGACCACUUCACUCGCCUGCAGAAGAAUCCGCUCAGGUUUGACGAGAGCAACUGGUCCCUGUUCAGGCUGACAUCCAACAAACCGAGCUGCAACGCUGGAGACGCCGUGUACUACUCUGCUGCCUGCGCCUCAGACCCCAGCAACUCCUACGCUGUGAAGAUCUGUAAGAGUCCGUCCAUGGAGGCCAAGCAGGGUCAUCUCUACGGCCUGUCAGUGCAGCAGAGCAUCCCCCCUCACUUCAACCUUCAGCAGGACUGUGGCCAUUUCCUUGCCUGUGUUCCCCAGAGCAUGCUGCCUUCAGACGAAGGUCCUCCAUCAUUGCCUCAUCCUCCUGCGUCCGCUCAGACGGACCAGGAGAGAGUGGUGUUCAUCACACCUGAGAUUCCCUAUCAGACGGCUGCAGACUUUGUGCGGGAGUGGGAGGUAUUCCAUAAAACCCAGCCAGAGAUCUACGAGCGUCGCGUCUGCUUCCUCCUGCUGCAGCUCUGCAACGGCCUGGAGCACCUGAAGGAGCACGGGGUCACACACCGCGACCUGUGCUUGGAGAACCUGCUGUUGGUGCCUCAUCAGCACCGGUCCUCCCACGUGACCCAACCGGCCGCAGACGCAUGCAACGGUGUGGCUGGAGGAGACGUUCAGCGCCACCUUCCUCGCCUCCUCAUCAGCAAUUUUGCCAAGGCCAAGCGGCGCUCCUCUGAGGACGCCGCUGUGACAUGUGGCGACCCCAGGGUCAAACGUGACCAUGCAAGACUGGCACCGGAGAUCGUCUCGGCAGCUCAGUACCGUAAAUUCGACGAGUUCCAGGCGGGCAUCUUGAUCUACGAGCUCCUCCACCAGCCCAACCCGUUCGAAGUGAGUCCAGCGCUGAGGGAGCAGGACUAUCGGUGCGAGGACUUGCCCCCGGUCCCCUCCGUCUCCCUGUACUCAUUGGGCCUCCAGAAGCUCGCGCAGCUCCUUCUCCAACCCGACCCCAUCAAGCGCAUCCACAUCCAGGAGGCCAAGCGCAUACUGCAGAGUCUGCUCUGGGGCCCGAGGAGGGAGCUCAUGGAGCAGCAGUGGGAGAGACGCAGGCAAGGGGGGGGACUUGUGGACGGGUCCAGAAACGAGAGCCUGCUCAACUGGCUGGACGUGAAAAGGGCCCUGCUGAUGAUGAAGUUUGCCGAGCGCUCGCUGGAGCCGGAGAGGAACGCCGAGCUGGAGGACUGGCUGUGCUGCCAGUACUUCUCGUCGGCUCACCCCCUGUCGCUCUGCCACACGGCCGAACUGCUCUUCUCACUCAAGUGACCAUCAGGUCAAGUGUGUGUGUAUGUGUGUGUGGACACUCUGGGCUGGUCCAGAUGCUGUGGAGGAAGUGUGAACCUGCUGAUGUUACUGUUUUGGAUCUUCACGAGCACAGGAAACAAAACCUCCUGUCUCGCCAUAAAACGGGGACAAAAUCCUAAAACCUCGACUCACCCUGAAGCUGUGAGACUGAGGAGAAAUAGGAUCAACUCGCUAAGCGUCCGACACUGUCGUGUAUUUAUUAAAGACACUGAGGGAUCAUUCAUAGCGUUUGUCCAUCUGCACAUAAAGCCAUGUGUCUAUGUGUGGCUAACUUUGUAACUAAUGAUAAUACGAGAAUGUUUGAAGACUUUUCUAACAUCGAGUCGCAGGAGUGUAAGUCUGUACUGUGAAACAACUCAAACGGUUGAAAUCUUCAAACAAAUCCUGAGAAUCUUUCUUCCUGUGUGGGGAUCGAUUCACCGGCCGGAACGAUCAAGAUUAAAUAAAAGUGUUAACGAAUGA
Nothobranchius furzeri (turquoise killifish) is the source of this 4866-nucleotide messenger RNA. Its product is annotated as inactive tyrosine-protein kinase PRAG1. NCBI's taxonomy places the organism in Eukaryota, Metazoa, Chordata, Actinopteri, Cyprinodontiformes, Nothobranchiidae. Gene Ontology annotation, molecular function: protein kinase activity; ATP binding. Gene Ontology annotation, biological process: protein phosphorylation. The record is from RefSeq and is a predicted model, not a curated record.